This is a messenger RNA of Meriones unguiculatus (Mongolian gerbil), 7960 nucleotides long. It is a transcript of the gene Uhmk1, whose product is annotated as U2AF homology motif kinase 1. Gene Ontology annotation, molecular function: ribonucleoprotein complex binding; protein serine/threonine kinase activity; RNA binding. The coding region runs from base 175 to 1434 and encodes 419 amino acids. The record is from RefSeq and is a predicted model, not a curated record. The transcript is spliced from 8 exons. Gene Ontology annotation, cellular component: nucleus; neuronal ribonucleoprotein granule. Gene Ontology annotation, biological process: peptidyl-serine phosphorylation; positive regulation of translational initiation; regulation of protein export from nucleus. NCBI's taxonomy places the organism in Eukaryota, Metazoa, Chordata, Mammalia, Rodentia, Muridae.
UCUGGGUUCACUCCCGCUUCCGGUGUCAUGGCGGCGUGAGGUCCCGGGAGUCGGUGCGGCCCCUGCAGGCCCCUCCCUGCGGAGCGGCGGGUCCGGGCGGGGAUGUGACAGCGGGCGCCGCGGGCCUGCCUGGAGCGUCGUGUCGGCUCGCGUGUCCUCACCCCAGCCCGCACCAUGGCGGGGUCCGGCUGCGCGUGGGGCGCCGAGCCGCCGCGCUUCCUGGAGGCCUUCGGGCGGCUGUGGCAGGUACAGAGCCGCCUGGGCAGCGGCUCCUCGGCCUCCGUGUAUCGGGUACGCUGCUGCGGCACCCCAGGCUCGCCCCCCGGCGCCCUCAAGCAGUUCCUGCCUCCGGGAACCACCGGAGCUGCAGCCUCGGCCGCGGAGUAUGGUUUCCGCAAAGAGAGGGCGGCGCUGGAGCAGUUGCAGGGUCACAGGAACAUCGUGACUUUGUAUGGAGUCUUCACCAUACACUUCUCUCCAAAUGUGCCGUCGCGCUGUCUGUUGCUUGAGCUCCUGGAUGUCAGUGUUUCGGAGCUGCUUUUAUAUUCCAGUCAUCAGGGUUGCUCCAUGUGGAUGAUCCAGCAUUGUGCCAGAGAUGUUCUGGAAGCCCUUGCUUUUCUUCAUCAUGAGGGCUAUGUCCACGCAGACCUCAAACCACGGAACAUACUGUGGAGUGCAGAGAACGAGUGCUUUAAGCUUAUUGACUUUGGACUUAGCUUCAAAGAAGGCAAUCAGGAUGUAAAGUAUAUUCAGACAGACGGGUAUCGAGCUCCUGAAGCAGAGCUGCAGAACUGCUUGGCCCAGGCAGGCCUGCAGAGUGAUACGGAAUGUACCUCAGCUGUGGAUCUCUGGAGCCUCGGAAUCAUUUUACUGGAAAUGUUCUCAGGAAUGAAACUGAAACAUACAGUCAGAUCUCAGGAAUGGAAGGCAAACAGUUCUGCUAUUAUUGAUCAUAUAUUUGCCAGUAAAGCAGUGGUGAAUGCCGCAAUUCCAGCCUAUCACCUCAGAGACCUUAUCAAAAGCAUGCUUCAUGAUGACCCAAGCAGAAGGAUCCCUGCUGAGAUGGCAUUGUGCAGCCCAUUCUUUAGCAUUCCUUUUGCCCCUCAUAUUGAAGAUCUGGUGAUGCUUCCAACUCCAGUGCUCAGACUCCUCAAUGUGCUGGAUGACGAUUAUCUUGAGAAUGAAGAUGAGUAUGAAGAUGUUGUAGAAGAUGUAAAAGAGGAAUGUCAGAAAUAUGGACCAGUGGUUUCUCUGCUUGUUCCAAAGGAAAAUCCCGGCAGAGGACAAGUCUUUGUGGAGUAUGCAAACGCUGGCGAUUCCAAAGCUGCUCAGAAGUUACUGACUGGGAGGAUGUUUGACGGAAAGUUUGUUGUGGCUACAUUCUACCCGCUGAGUGCCUAUAAGAGGGGAUACCUUUAUCAAACCUUGCUUUAAUCAGUAACCUAAGGACUAUUUCCUGUUUCUCCUCUUUCAUUUCUUGGAUUAUUAUCUUCCACAGCUGAAUGCAGGAGCACCCCUUUACCCAUUUUAAAGGGUACCUUGUACAUUUAUUUAAUCCUACUAAUGUGCAGCCAUUGCCCAAACAGUGACUGCAUUGCAAACAUUGGCACUGAGUAGGACAAGACCUCUCAGCUAUACAUUGAGGGGGUUAGAGCACCCAUGUGGGCACCCUUUAUAUGUGCAGUAGGGCAGGUGCUGCUCUUUAGUAUGUAACCUAAAACGAUGUCAUUUUGUGUGAUGAUGAAGCAAAGAUGAGUAAUUUGUCAUAGUGAAUAUUAUUAACAAAUUUGUUAGGGUUGGUGACAUCACAGAUUAUUUGUUUGUAUUGUCAGGUGUAUUUCCUUGUUACUCUAGCUGGCACUGGAUGCUCUAAUAAUGUUAAGUCAUUGUCAGGCAGCAGUUACCUACCGUGUUCUUAACAAUGAGUUGUGAAUUUUUCUAAAGGAGUACUGUAGGAUUUAUUAUUCCUCUGAAGAAACUGCAGUGAGCCUAUCAAUGUUUUUAAAAUUACUAUUAUGGCUUUUAAAAUAGAAAGCUGAUGCUUGAUCUUGCACAAUUUUUAUGUCUAGUAUGUGUGCUUGAGUGGGUGUGCGGGUGUGAAAGAGUAGAGAAAUCUGAGUCAGUGUACUUUAUAGUGUGAGUCUUGUGAGCUAAUACAGUCUGUAACCAUUUCUUCCUACCUGUUUCACACUUGAGAGACUUGGGAUAUAGGUUUCUCGAAGGUUGGUCUGACUAAUAGAAUGUAAAUGACAAAACAGUUCAUUCCUAUGAAGUGCAGAGCAAACUGGAGUCCAGACCAGGGUAACUUUACAACUUCAAAGUGACUGGAACAGAAAAGGUUUUGGUACAUGCAAAUGAUUCUGCUCUUCACUCUAAUUUAGACCCACGAUUGGCUCAUCUGUUUUGUACUGAAUCUCUUGUGAUAAUUGUAAGAUUUCUCCGGAUGUGAAUUUUUUCACUAUAAUGGAAAAUUGAAAUGGCUCAGAAAAAAGUUAGAUGUACAGUGAAGUAAAAUGAGAAAAAUGCAAAGAAGAUAGCUAAUCAUGGGUCCUUUCCUCCCCAAUCUGUCCUCCCUGCUGCCCUGUCGCCUUUGCCGCCUUUCCCCUUUGCCUCUAUCUGCAGCUGGAGGGCAGUGUCCCAAGUCAUCUGGCUUUUGAUUGUAAGGGAGUAAAGAAAGGUUAGGGUACUAUAAGGUGGAAGUAGGAAGGAGGAAGCACUCAACUUCUACAAGAGCCAUAGCAUCCUGAGGUGUUCUUGACAGAGUGUGCCUGUUGUCAUGAGUUGUGGGCACUGGCUGACUGUGGCUUGAUUGAGUGUGGAUUCUUCUUACUCUACAGUAGAUUGCCUUGAAAGGCGUAAACUUAUGAAACCUUCGUAAAGCACUGAUUAUACAAGACAACCCACAGUUGUAACUUGUUAUGAAUUUUUUCCUGUCUUUUUACCUGAAUGAAAGUUUUAUUUAUUUAUUUUUCCUUAGAAAAGAGUGUUUGUUUUUUCCCUGCUUAUAUAGUCUCUUGUACAUGUCAUUCAAGUUCCUGAAAACCAUUAAAAUUUGCAUCUUAGAGGAUAAAUUAUUUUACCCUGUUCAGACAUUUACUGUCCAACAUUUGUUAGAAUAAUCAAAUUAUUCAGAGCUCCCUCUAACGAGGUUAAUUUUGGUAGAAGGGGAUUUACUGAUGAAUUACCUAUUGCUCUUUUGUCAUGGUCACUGAUGUGUGCACUUAGGAAGAAGGCUCUUUCAGGGAUUUGUUGGGUGGUUGGUUUUCAAGUCAAAAUUGAAGAGCGUAGAAUCAGUCCUGUGAGGCCCUAAGCUUUCCUAAAACAUAAAUAUUUACAUGAGGAGCUGCGUUUGUAGUGAUUUGUAGCAGGUCUCUACAUUUCUACGGAUGAACACAGGAAACAAGUGAAUUCUUUUGAAGGGCAGGUAUGUUUAGCACAUGUUCCCUUGCCUCAUACAAAAGAGAUCCUUGCAAAUACACUGCAGAUAGGCCUUCAGGCUCUCUUGAGCAAUGUGCUGCUAACCGCACUCUGUGAUCCUCAUCUGCAGGUGUGCUUAUGCUUAUAUGUAGUGUUGGACACUGUAGGCUUAUUCCAGAAGAUGCUAGCUAGAUUUUAAGGGAUCUGAGAAGUAAAUGAUGAGCCCAGUUAAUUGUAUUGAAUUAAAUAUUUUAUGCUGAAGCCAGAGAAUUAAAAGCAAAAGACAACCUACUAUGAUUUAAACCAUUGUUUGAUAAUUUUUAGCCCAUUUUACCAAAGAGGACAUCUGUAGAUUCCCCCUCCUCAUAGUAUCAGGAUUUUCAUUUUAAUGUAUUUCUUAAACUGGGACCAAAUACUACAAAAGAUACAAUUUUCGUAAUUAGUGUCUGCACAGGAAUUUUAAUUCUUUGACGUUAUUAAAAACCUAGAAUUCUUUUUAUUAAGAUGUAAGGUAAAGAAGUGAGGGUUCAUGUUAUUUAGUCCCUGUUUCUGGGGGCACAUUUUAUCUCAGGUAGUUUUUCUUUCCCUAUAUUAUUUGUGCUUCCUUCCCUCUUGCCUUCCCAGUUUCUUCUUUAUUCAUCCAUGGUACUACUCUAUGGUGGCACAUUUUGUCACUGAUAAGGCAUAGGAAGCAAUUGCCCCCUGGGAAAUUUUGGGUUCUUUAGAAGUAUUUGGAGGAGGUGACCAGUAGCCAUUAUCAAAACUAUACUACUGUAUUUAGAAGAGAAUAAUAGAGCUGGGCACCUCAGUACUGUGUUGGCUGCAUUUCACAAUAAAUCUGCAUUGAUUGUCACUGAAUAACCCCCUUCCUUUGUGGCCAUUGGCACAGUAGCUCUCUUUGAGAACCCUCCCUUUCUUAUAUCUCUUGAGCUAAAUUUAUGGCUGCUUUUAGAAUCAAAUGACUAACAUAGUUUUAUUCAUCUGUCUCUUUUAAUUGAGAGAAGCGUGGCCUUCUCUUUGAUAUAUAGCUGCUAAAGAGUGCUGACAUAUGUUAACCUGCCAACAACCGUGCUGCCGCAUAGAGAAAGGUGCAGAGGUAUUACGGGCAUAAGCCUUCUUUCUGUCUUAGUACACUGGACUUUCCCUCAAGUAAGGGCAUCAGUUACAGCGUAACUCAAAAGCAGGGUUAGAAUCAGAUGCUGUUUCAUGGCUCUUUUGAAUUUAUUGAUCAAAGGCAGGUGGCUGACAAGUUGGCAUCAUGUUUGGUAGUUCUUACUCUGGUUUAUUAGGCAGUUUUAUUUUGAAAAGUCACUGAAAAUGAGCAUCAUUGUACCCAAUGGAAAUGAUAACAGCACAGUGGGUGAGGGCAAGGGACACACUGGUAACAAUAUGUUUUACCAAGACUCUCACCCUAGGGCACAGGCUGGCCUGUUUAUUCGGAUUGGGGUACAAAUAGGACCACAUCGUGACUUUUCAUCUGUUGGAUGUGUAGCUAGCUCAAGUGCCUUGUGUUUCCUGGUGAAUAUAAAAACCUCAUCUAGGCAAAAGCUCCAGGUGAUGACUGACCUUUUUCUUGGAAUAACUUGGGUUGAGUCAUGUGAGUCCAGAAUUGGCUUACUUUAAAAAAAAAAAAUACAAAACUAUUCAAAUUCAACUUAUUUCACUACUGCAUAUUGAUGGAAAGGCCAGUUGUCUGACAUCUCUAAUUCUGGGAUCUAGUCUCAUCUGUCAGGUUUUUUUCCUCAAAUCUUACUGCUUCUGCUCUCUAUUUCUUGUAAAUUGUGGUCACAUGCAGACUAGUCCUUGGUCACCGCUAGCUCAAAAGAAUUCCUAUUUCUUGAGGUGCUCAGCAAUUUGCCUUUUUUUUGCCUGGGGGUUUGGCCAUUUUCCCACUUGGUCCUACUAGUGUCCUCAAAGAGAGACUGAUCUUGAGUCUCUGUCGUAUGGAGCUCAUCUAGUGUGUUUAGAUUUUAGAUCUGUUUGGGAGGAGGGGUAGGGUGAGACAGAGGUUCUCUGUGUUACCUGGCUGCCCUGGAACUAGAUUUGAGAUUCUUAAUCAUGGAGAAACUUGGAUAUUUUAGUUUUUAGAGUGCCCCCAUUGCUUUUUAAAAACGGAAUUUGUUCCUUUCUUCACCUUAUACCACAAGAUGGAUCAUGAUUUUUAUCCUUAUCACCUCCCCCAGAUGGCGUUCACUGAUAACUAAUGCUUCAUACUGUGACAAGCAGUUGGCAGCUACUAGGUAUUUAAGAAGGUAAACAAUUUAGACUAUUUUUGCUAUGACUUUAUAGGAGAAAUGAGCUGUCAAAGAAGUAUGUACAGGCCAGGGAGCAUUUAGGAUAAAAAGGUUUUUAGAGCCCGGGGUUUACAGUGUAUCCUAGACAGGCCUCCAGCUCAGGAUCCUCCUGCCUCCAAGUGCUGGUUAUCAUAGGUGCACCAUCAUGCCCGGCUCUUUUAGGAAACUAUUUUAUAGAUGGUCAUUAAGGUGAUUUUUUUUUUAAAGAUGUAAGACCAACACAAAGGUUUACACAAAUUUUGUUGUCCUGAUAAAAACUAUUCAUUUUCUGCAGCUCAGCACUUUCCCCGUUCUUUGUGCUGCUUAUAGGGAUGGUUGCUUUAAAUUUGAUGUAUCUGUGCCUUUCAGAGAGUCAUAAUCAUGGCAGUUGUGUUUGUUGGUACCAUUCUAAAUGCUGGAGUUCAUGGGAACCUCACUAAACGAUUGCCUGGGUAUUAAACUGGGUUGCUGUCAUGGCAAUGUGAAGAAAAAUCGGUAGCUCUUUUGAAGGCUGUAUGUGUUUUGUGAACAGAGUUCCUAGUGUUUCAGUGGAAAGGCAGUGAGACAUGUUCUUUGCCUUACAUGCCAUUAAUCUCUUCUGCAAAAGACAGCUGAUUUUGUUCUAUGUCUCUGUUUAAUGAAAGCAAGUCACAUUCUGGAAAAAAAACAAAACAAAACUGGAAAUGUUUGCUUUUUUGUUUGUUUCUUACUGAGAAACUUUUGUGAACAGCAGGCUACUACCACCUUUAGCUACUGAUUAUCAGUGAGUGGAUUUGUAAAAGUGGAGUCCUUAAAAUCCUCUGUUGGAAUCACUUCCCUUUUCUCUGUCAGCUCCUCCUAAUAAUAUGAUAUUAAGACAACAUGAUACGUGAAACAACAUGCAUAUGUAGCUCAGAUGCUCUUCAGUUACUUGAAUUACUUGCCUGUGUUACUUCAUUUAGUGGGUCCUCAGAAGGCUGUCAAAGAUAGGAGUAAGGAAGAGAAAGGGAAGAUGGCUCCCUUACUGGCAUCAGUAAUCUUCCAUGUAGAGCUCAUGGUCUAAAAAUCUAGACUUACUACCCUUCUUACACAUUCCUCAUCCUUGUUUCCCCCCGAAAGAUGGUUGUCAGGGUUUAUGAGGCCAGAUUAAAUAUCUGUAUUCAUUUUGUCCCAAUUUUUAAAGAAGUAUUUGAAUUCUAGCUCUGUGCAUUUGGUGUUCACUGCUGCUGUUGUGAAUCAGGGCUCGGAAAGAAACUGGAGUCAGCCGUCUCUGUCUUCCUUUUGCACAUGGGGUAGUGGUGUCAGUCCACCAACUUCAGUUACAGUACCUCGUGAAAAGAAGUGUAAAUAGUGCUUAUUAUCAGAAUAAAAAGACUUUAAGCUGCAGUUCUGUAAACUAGCAGAGUAUUAAGCUGUCACAUUUUACCAUCAGGAUUUACUUUUCAUUCUCAAUUUUGUUUUGAAAAAUCUUAAAAUACUUUAACAUUCCUUAAUCUCCUUUCAGUAGUGUCAGAUUUAGGGUAGAAGGCUUUUUUUUUUCCCCAUCCAAAAAGGGCUCCAUUUUUUCAAUCUUUUUGUCACUCUUAGAAAGUUAUGGUCAGCACAUUUUAAUAGUUUCUGGUCUCAACUUUGUCAGCUCUGGAGUGGUUGGUUGUGAACAUCAAAACCCAGUACUAUUUUCCCUUGGGAACAUGGAAUUGCUGUUUUGGGCAUAGACGGGCUGGUUUAAACAACAUGUGAAAGAUCACCUAAACCAAAGCCAGUUUGAAGGAGUGUUUGCUCCUGUCGGUUACCUUCACCUCAGAAUGACAGGAACAGGACAGUGCACAGUGAGUGUUUGUCCAGAACGUUUCUCCUGGUGUUUCAGUAGCCUGUUGGUCUUGCAUUUCUUGAUGCUAUGGUUCUGUUUUUUGUGAUGUUUUACUGCUUGUAAGUGGUUGGGGUUUUGUUGUUGUUACUGUUUGUUUGAACUAAGUGGGACUGUAAAUGUAGAUAGAUGUGUUUUAGUACCAAGGUGUUCUUUUUUAAAUCCCUAAAUUUCUGGUUUCAAUAGCGUCUUUCGGACGUCUGUUUUCUUGCUGAAUAGCAGAGGACUUUAUCUCCACCUCCCUAUAAAGUGUGAGCACUGUGUUUCAGCAAGCUGCAUUGAAUACUUUUGCUGAAAACUUCUCUGUAAACACAAUUGCCUUGUUCAGUUUUGUUGUAAACUGACUCACCAUGUGAUGCACUGUUGAUAGCUUCCUGGUGUGUGGUGGAUAAGAGUGAUAAAAUAAAGCUUACAAAGAAAAGAA